Molecule: messenger RNA, 648 nt
Organism: Paramecium tetraurelia
Lineage: Eukaryota; Ciliophora; Oligohymenophorea; Peniculida; Parameciidae
Exons: 2
Molecular function (GO): protein binding
Source: RefSeq, a predicted model, not a curated record
AUGAUAUAGUAAUUGAAUUUAAAGUUAAGAUGUUAAAAAGAUGAUCAUAAGGAUGAAAUAGACAUGGUAUGUUACAAUUAGUUUUGUACAGAAUUCAGAUUAAAUUGUUUUAAAUGCAUUAAGUAAGGAAUCCAUCAACAUCAUUUGGAUGAUGUUGAAAAAAUCAAAAAUCUUUAAGAAUUCAUUGAAAAUAAAAAUAAAGAAUGUGAUGAUUUGAUUGAUUAUCUUAAUUAACUUGUAGAAAGUAUGAAUAAGUCAUUUACUUAAUUUAAAACUGGAAUCAAACAUAAAUAUUCAUUAUUAAAAGAAAGAUUGUAACAUCUAAAUUAGAAUUAAAUCAAUGAUUUUUUUAAUUCAAUCAUCAAAUUUACUGAAUACAAAUAAUCAAUUACAACCAUCAUUUCAGAAUGGACAAAGAAAUUAACUAAUUCAUUUAAUAAUUUAUAUGAAUAAUUAUAAUUAUCAUCAAUUAAUUAUUAUUAAAAUUCAGAGGAGAAUAUAAAACUGUCUAAAGAGCUUUAUGAAAUUGGUUAUAAGUUAUAUAUCGAUGAUAAGUAUAACUAAGCCAUAGUAAUAUUUGAUAAAUCAAUAUAAUAAGAUCCUAAUAACCAUUUAUCUUUAUGUCGUAAAGGUAAAAUUGAUGGAUGA